ACAUUGCCAGAGUCACCUGCAAAAGGCUAAACCUGCACAUAGUCAGACACCUGACAACAACUUUAAUCUCUGUCUCUCAUCAUCCAUAUCCCUCAUCUCUUUCUCUUUACUAUCUCUCUCUAUUUCUACAUAUGACCGUAUCUAUAUGUAUCUUUACCUUUCUCUCUCUACCACUGCCAGAUGUCUUCCUGCAUGCUCGCUGUGACUGUGAGUUGUUAUCUUCAUUUUUCGCGGUUCUCUCUCUCUCGCUUUUAAAGCCCCUCCCUCCUCCCCAACCCAACAACAACCAAACAAAUAAACAUCCCCCCCUCUCUCUCUCUCUCUCACACACACAUUUGUUUUCUCUGUCUUUUCAGUUUAAGACUCUCUCUUACAUGUAAAAAAUGGAGCCCAAACCUUCUGACUCUGGAAAGAAGAAGGAAUGGUUGAUUAAGAUUGAAGAAGAGGAGGGUUCAAUCGCAGAGGAAUCAUCACCGUCCAUCAAACUGGGUCUGGGGAUCGGUGAUUGUUGUUCUGGAGGGGAAAGUCACGUGAAGCCUGCGGCUGCUGCGUUGUUGUUCACAUCUGCACAGUUUCAUGAGUUCCAUCAACAGGAUCUCAUAUUCAAGUACAUAGCUGCUGGGCUGCCUGUGCCGUUUCAUCUCAUUUUCCCCAUUUGGAGGAGUGUUGCUACGUCCUUUGGGGGCUCUGCUAACGCUGGAAUCUAUAACCUAUAUCCAAGUUUCAUAGGAUUCAGUCCUCAGGGGUUCCCCGAUUAUAGGAGCAUGAUGGAUCCUGAACCAGGGAGGUGUAGAAGAACUGAUGGAAAGAAAUGGAGGUGUAGCAGGGAAGUGGUUCCUGAUCAGAAGUACUGUCAACGUCACAUGCACAGAGGUCGGCUGCGUUCAAGAAAGCAUGUGGAAGCUUCCAAAAUUCCUUCUGAAUCUUGCACAGCCACAACACUCAAUUGUAAAAACACUACGACAACAAUCAACACUAGUGACAGCCCUAAUAUGGAGAGCAAUCUAUUGACUUUGGUUCCUGUAAAUCUUCAACUUGCAACUCCUUCUUCUAGUAGAACUAAUAUCACUUCCAUUGGUGAUAUCAAUGGAAGUGACAACAAUGUUAAUGCCGAGAAAGAUUCAACUCCCACCACUGCCUCUAUUGGUGGCAUCAAUGGAAGCAACAACAAUGUUAAUGCCAAGAAAGAUUCAACUGCCACCUUAACAACCUAUGGUAGGAACAUUGCAAGGAACAAAAAUGUUUAUGGUAGCGAAGGCACCACCACCACUGGUCUGAUGAGUGCUACUGCUGACCACAACAAUAGAAGAAGAGACGAUGACUGUGUUGAUGGCAACAAUGCCAGCUACAACCAUCACAAUAACAGGAUCAACAGCAAAAGAAGCAUCAACGAUGGACACAACGUCAACGCUGGAAGUUUACCAGCUUCCGGAUUUGGCUUCUCUCCAAAGAGUGUUCUUCAAGUUGUAGGCUGCAGCAGCUCAUGCCUUGGCUACAAGAAUGUCCUAGAAACUGAAUUGCAAAGAUGCAAAAGAACAGACGGCAAGAAAUGGCGAUGUAGCAGAGAUGUCGUACCUUACCAAAAGUAUUGUGGACUGCACUUGCACAGAGGCGCAAAGAAGCUUGUAUCAGCCACUCAGUCGGUGACAGUUGCUGCAGCCGCUCCUCCCAUUAGAAACAUCCUUGCUCCUCCUCCUCUCGCUAUACCCAAAAAGACAAAUGGUCGUAUAAAAUUGGACACCAAUCUCUCCAUCUCAAUUGCGGCAAGUCCUCGACAAAAGACUGAUGAUGAAAAAAGUUCAUCUACUAGUAGCGAUGCCACGACCAUCACUGAUGAAAAUGGCAGCAUGUCUCACUUGGCUGUAUCUCCGUAAAAAUGUCUGUCAAGCUUUAGACUUUGUGGCUGAAAAUACUUUUGUCGACUUGGAAGCAGAGAAGAUUUUGAGGGUGUUUCAAUGCUAUAAUCGCAUAAUUAGUGGGAAUCAUGGUGUGAGAGGACUUUAGUUUGUUUUAAGUAUUUUUCAGAUGACAGAGAAGUACAAAUUGAUAUACUCCAUGAUAUCCUUGAAAACAUUAUCUGAAGUUAUUGAUGUUCUUGUGUUUGUUCUCUUUUAUGGCUCUUUCUUAUUGUUUCACUUUUGUAGCCUAUUUGUACAGGCUAUUUUUUUUACUCAAAAAAGUUCUCAAGCUUGUAAAAAUAUGGAAAGACAAUUUUCUUGAUUCA
This is a messenger RNA of Camellia sinensis, 2224 nucleotides long. Its product is annotated as growth-regulating factor 9. Gene Ontology annotation, molecular function: ATP binding. Gene Ontology annotation, cellular component: nucleus. NCBI's taxonomy places the organism in Eukaryota, Viridiplantae, Streptophyta, Magnoliopsida, Ericales, Theaceae. The record is from RefSeq and is a predicted model, not a curated record. Gene Ontology annotation, biological process: regulation of DNA-templated transcription; developmental process; DNA-templated transcription.